CUGCAUGUAUGCACUAUAAAUAGACAUGAAACAUAUACAACCCUCCAUAGUACUACAAACAAAGCUUUCUCACAAGUCAUCUACUGGUUACCUCUUUCCAAAAAGAUGGCCAGAAGUCUCGAGUGUACUCUCACCCUUUUCCUGGUUUUUCUGCUGUUUGGAUCUUCAUUUUUCGAAGCUCGUCCACUAGAUGUUUCUAAGCCUCCAAACAACAUUGAGGAAGCAAUGGAGGAAGUCUUGAAAGGUUCGAAUUUUGAAGUUAGCAAAACUAAAGGCACAACUGCUCGAACCCUAGUGCAGAUUAAGGAGGCUGGCCCGAGCCCUCCGGGACAGGGACAUCAUCAAUCUCCACAUGGACCACCUCCAAGCCCUGGUCAUGGAAAUUGA
Messenger RNA from Ilex paraguariensis (yerba mate), 387 nucleotides. The record is from the annotation of a GenBank genome assembly. NCBI's taxonomy places the organism in Eukaryota, Viridiplantae, Streptophyta, Magnoliopsida, Aquifoliales, Aquifoliaceae.